Nicrophorus vespilloides is the source of this 2173-nucleotide messenger RNA. RefSeq names its product hexamerin-like. The transcript is spliced from 2 exons. Lineage: Eukaryota; Metazoa; Arthropoda; Insecta; Coleoptera; Silphidae. Bases 16 to 2118 code for a protein of 700 amino acids. The record is from RefSeq and is a predicted model, not a curated record.
UCAUCCACAUCCAAGAUGAGAGCAGCUGUAGUAGUAGCACUGGUGGGCCUCGUCGCCUUGGCCAUCGCCGAACCCAGCUACAAAGUCGCUGACAAGGUCUUCCUCGGAAAGCAGAAAGAUGUUCUCCGUCUCUUCGAAUACGUGAACCAACCGGCUUAUUACAAGGAUUUCGUUGAGAUCGAGAAGGAAUUCAAAUUUGAGGGACACUGGGACCAAUGGACCAAGCCUGAAUUCGCCAAAGAGUUCUUCCAUUACUUCAAAUACGACAUCUUGCCACAAGGAGAGGUCUUCUCCGUGUUCUACCCAGAGCACUUGAAGCAAGCCGUUGCUUUGUUCAAGACUUUCUACUACGCCAAGGACUUUGAAACUUUCUUCAAAUGCGCCGUUUGGGCUCGUCAAAAUGUCAACGAAGGCAUGUUCGUUUAUGCCCUUGCCGUUGCCGUCGCCCACUCCAAGCACACCGAGAACGUGAUCCUGCCACCAAUUCACGAGAUCUUCCCAGAAUACUUCUUCAACGAUGAAGUCAUCCACAAGGCUCAACAGUACAAGCAACACUACUGGGGAACUUAUGAGCAUGAGGAUGAAAUCAAGGAUGCUAGCUACAAGGGCUAUACCAUCCACGCCAACUACUCCGGAUGGUACAUGAACGUUCAUCCAGAACAAUCCAUGACUUAUUUCACAGAAGAUAUUGGCCUCAACUCUUACUAUUACUACCAGAACGUCUACAUGCCUUUCUGGAUGGAAAAGGAAUACAUGAGCUUCGAUGGAAGCUAUCGCGGAGAAUUAUUUUACUUCUAUCAUCAACAAAUCUUGGCUCGUUUCUAUUUGGAGCGUCUCUCUAACGGCAAGGGCGAAAUCCCACACUUCGACUUCGAGCACCCAAUUGAGACCGGCUUCUACCCAUCUUUGACCUACGCCAACGGCUUGAAAUUCCCGACCAGACCAAACCACGCUAACCUUUACUACCAUGGAGUCGAUGGAGAGCAACAGUACAACUUCUUCGGAAACUACUCUUACUCCUACACCUACGUCAAGGACUACGAAAGGCGUCUCCGCGAUGCCCUCGACAAUGGAUGGGUUUACACCCCAGAAGGCAAGCAAGUUUUCUUGUACACCAAAGAAGGAUUCCAAACUUUGUGCAACUUGGUCGAAAGCAACCCAGAAUCUCCCAACAGUCGGUUCUAUGGUGACCUUCAAGUCUUCGCCCGUCGUCUCUUGGGAUACUCCUAUUUCCCAUUGGACCAAUACAAGGUAGCCCCAUCCGCUUUGGAGCAAUUCGAAACCUCCCUCCGCGACCCAAUGUUCUACCAAUUGUACAAGAGGAUGAUGUACUACUUCUACCAAUACCAAAACUACAUGGGACCAUACGAAAAGGAAGAGCUCUUGUUCAAGGGCGUCAAGAUUGAAGACAUGGAAAUUGACCGUCUGAUCACCUACUUCGAUUACCACUACUCCGAUCUUUCUCACGCCGUCACCGUUGACGAGAAGGAAUUCGUCGAAGACACCUUCGAGGUUCGCGCUCGCCAAUUCCGCUUGAACCAUAAGGCAUUCAACUACAAGGUCAACGUUGUCAGCGAGAAAGCCACCGACGCCUUCGUCAAGGUCUUCAUUGGCCCCAAAUACGACGAAUACGGACGCGAAAUUGACAUGGAAGACAACUACAUGAACUUCUUCGAAUUGGACAGGUUCAAGUACACCCUCCAAGCCGGAAAGAACGUGAUCAAGCGCAGCUCCCUCGAAAGCAACUACUUCAGCGAAGACCGCACCACCUACAAGCAACUCUACAAGCAAGUUUUGACCGCUUUCAACGGCGGAGAAGCAUUCAAGUACCCCGAUUUCACCAAAUACUACACCUUCCCACAGAGGUUGAUGUUGCCAAAGGGUGAAUUCGGAGGCAAGACCUACCAAUUCUACGUCAUCGUUAGCGAGUACCACUCCUCAGAAAAUAACGAAAUUGCUAAUUACCUCGUCGACACCGAAUACUCCAUGGGAUAUCCAUUGGACAGACCAAUCGAAUUCGAACACGAUUUCUUCGUUCCAAACUCAUACACCAAGGACGUCGUCAUCUACCACAAGAAAACCGAAGAAGAAAUCAACACCACCUGGAGCCAUUAUUAAAUGCUUCUAAUUUCCUAAUUGUACAUACGAAUGUUUUAACGAAUAUAUAUCAAAA